Cololabis saira (Pacific saury) is the source of this 1121-nucleotide messenger RNA. RefSeq names its product mitochondrial amidoxime reducing component 1 (gene marc1). Gene Ontology annotation, molecular function: nitrate reductase activity; pyridoxal phosphate binding; molybdenum ion binding. The record is from RefSeq and is a predicted model, not a curated record. NCBI's taxonomy places the organism in Eukaryota, Metazoa, Chordata, Actinopteri, Beloniformes, Belonidae. The transcript is spliced from 7 exons. Gene Ontology annotation, biological process: nitrate metabolic process. Bases 43 to 1032 code for a protein of 329 amino acids. Gene Ontology annotation, cellular component: mitochondrial inner membrane.
CUUUAAUAAAAGUUCUGCUCCAGAGAAAGUGCGGGAUCCAGCAUGGACGCGAGGACUCUGGCCGUGACCGCGCUGUCCCGGCCCGGCAGAGCCGCGCUGCUGGCCGGCGGGGCCGCGGCCGCGCUGCUCGGGGCGGCGCUGGGGUACCGGUACCUGCGGAAGCCCGGAGAAGCCGUGAGAGUGGGCGUCGUGUCGCAGCUGCUCAUCCACCCCAUCAAGUCCGGCAGAGCCGUGUCCGUGUCCCUGGCCGACUGUCUCCGGACCGGCCUGGGGUUCGGGGAGCUGCAGGACCGACACUGGCUGGUGGUGACGGAGGACGGUCACAUGGUGACGGGCAGACAGGAGCCCCGGCUGGUGUUGGUGUCUCUGACCGGCGAGGGAGGGCAGGCCGUUCUGAACGGACCAAACAUGGAGGAGCUGAAGUUCCCCAUCAAGCAGCCGGACAACCCCGUCAUCGACUGCAGAGUGUUCGGUGCCGACAUUCAGGGCCGCGAUUGUGGCGACAGAGUGUCUCAGUGGUUCACGGAUUAUUUUGGACUGGAGAAAACCUUUCGCUUGGUGCACUUUGAACCUCAGAUGCGCCACAGGAAGUCAGCCGAAUGUGAGCCUCUUUUCUCACAGCAUGAGGAGGUGGCUUACCCAGAUGUGGGACCGGUGAUGCUGCUGUCCGAGGCGUCGGUGAACGACCUCAACAGGAAGCUGGAGAAGGAAGUCACGGUGGAGCGAUUCCGCCCCAACAUCGUGAUCAGUGACUGUGAAGCGUUCGAUGAGGAUUCAUGGGAGGAGAUCCAGAUUGGCAGCGUGCGACUGCAGCGUGUGAUGUCAUGUGGAAGGUGUGUUUUCACCACAGUUGACCCCGAGACGGGAAUAAUCAGCAGAAAAGAGCCUCUGGAUACUCUGAAAAGUUAUCGCCAGUGCACACCGUCGGAGCAGCACAUCUACAAGAAAGCCCCGUUGUUUGGACAGCUGCACACAGUGAAGAAGACAGGGGUCCUGCAGGUCGGAGACGUGGUGUACAAGAUCAGCCGCUAAAACCCUCCCACGACGGUGACGUCAGAGCAGGCGGAGCAGGGGCAGAGAUGUUUGACGCGAGCAGUGUUCAAGUCCCUCAGGAAAAACUU